GUUUGACCAUACAUAACGCGUCUCUUGAAAUAUGAAUGUGUAUAUAAACAAAACAGAGGAACCGAGAGAACAUCACAAAUAAACUUCAAAGUACAAAUUCCAUUUCGAUUUUAAAACUUUUGAGAAGACGAUAUACAAUAAUGAACGGAACAUCGUGGGCUGACCAGUGGGACAAUAGCGGCGACUCUGCCAAAGGAGGCCGAAUCGGCAGCGGCGCCGUCGUGAGAAGCAGCGGAAGUGGAGCAACGUCAAACACGACCAAGUACAAGGAGAAAAUGGGACAAGGGUUAGACAAAACCAAAGCUGUAGCUUCUUCUGGUUUUAAGAAGCUCAAGACUGGUUCUGCUAUUGGUUUUCGUUGGGUCAAGGACAAGUAUCACAAAACCACACACAAACAAUAAAGAUUUCUGUAAACUCCUUUGUAUAUGAGUAUUAGUAAUUUAUUCACUUGCCAAAUACUGUAUUAUGUCUGAUCUAUAUUUUUCUAAGCUUGUUUGAUUUGAAUGCUUUGUUUACUGUGGUAAAUUGUUCGAGUUUGGGUGGGUUCAUGGAUUAAUUAAAUUGUUUUUCUCUUUAAUUUUUAAAUUAUUACAUCUAUAAUAACAACGAAUUAUCGUUUAGACAAAAUCAUAUUAUGCGAUUAAAUCAUAAAUAUAUAAAAAUAAGAAACGAUUUAUUUCGAAGUAUAUAACGUGUAAUUUUAU
Molecule: messenger RNA, 704 nt
Organism: Arabidopsis thaliana (thale cress)
Lineage: Eukaryota; Viridiplantae; Streptophyta; Magnoliopsida; Brassicales; Brassicaceae
Product: CDP-diacylglycerol-glycerol-3-phosphate 3-phosphatidyltransferase
Exons: 1
Coding region: 141-401 (86 amino acids)
Source: RefSeq, marked reviewed